Molecule: messenger RNA, 1272 nt
Organism: Ectocarpus sp. CCAP 1310/34
Lineage: Eukaryota; Phaeophyceae; Ectocarpales; Ectocarpaceae
Source: the annotation of a GenBank genome assembly
AUGCUGAAGCUCGACGACGACGACGAGGAAGCCAUCGUCCUAGAGCACCUCCGUGACAUCCUCGUUGAGGUGUUGGACAAGAAGGGUGACCGGUCCAACUACAACAACUUCAGGGGGAUCUUGCUCCUCUCUCACGUAGGCAAGGUCCCCAUGAAGAUCAUCACGAACCGCCUAAGCGCCUUCUGCGAAACCAACAACAUCCUCCCGGAGGAACAAUGCGGGUUCCGACCUGGGCGAUCCACCAUCGACAUGAUGUUUGUCGUGCGUCGACUCCAGGAGUUGGGGCGGAGAAGGAAAAUACCACUCUACAUGUGCUUCGUCGACCUGAAGAAGGCAGUCGGGAUUCCUGAGGAGAUGAACGCCGUCAUCCGCCAAUUCCACGACGGAAUGCGGGUCCGGGUGCGCGUGGACGACGGAGAGUUUUCGGCCUGGUUCUGGGUCACAGAAGGCCUACGACAAGGGUGUGUGCUGUCCUCACUGCUGUUUAACAUCUUCUUCGCCGCGGUCAUCGACGCCGUUGCCAUUCGAUUCAGCGAGGAUGAUGUUAUUCUGCAGAACCUGGUGUACCUGGAGGAGGAGACGGGAGCGGGGGCGAGGACACCACUUGACCGAGUGCGGAGGGCGGUAUGGGGAAUGCUGUAUGCCGAUGAUGCCGGCGUCGUAUCGAGGUCUGCCGAAGGACUGGCGAGAAUGAUGACCGUCAUCGUGGAGGUGUUCGAGAAGUUCGGGCUGACGGUAUCGGAGAAGAAGACGGAGACGCUCCUGAUUGGCGCAAAAAAUAAGCAGACAACAACAACACCGCCCCCACCGUCACCGCUGAUCAUCGAGGCAGCAGGGCAGAGGGAGAUCAACUACCAGAGCAGAGCAGCGUGGGCAUGCAUCAGGAGAUAUGGCCAGGAUCUCUUCGACAAGCCGAACGCACCGUUCAGACUCAAGACUCGCCUGCUCCAGGCCGAGGCAAUGGAGGCACUGCUGUACGGCUGCAUGACAUGGGCCCCACGUCAAGACCAAUACCGGACGUUGAGGACGAUACACCACCGACUGCUUCUGCGAGUUAUCGGUUACCAACGCGAGAAGGGCACCUACCGGCAGCUUUCCUACGCCCAGACCCUGAAGCGGGUAGGGUGCCAGAGCGUGGAAACCACGAUUCGGCAACGCCGCCUGCUAUUCGCGGGAGCGCUGGCAAGGCAGCCAGACGGACGACUCCCGAAACGGGUGAUGCUUGGCGAGCUGGUGGGGGGGGAGGCCCAGGCAGGGGGAAACCGGAAUUAG